GACGUGAGGGGCCGGAGGGCCGCCGUCGAAUAUCUUGUCUCUCCCACCGGCUGAGCGUCUUGAAUUCAACAACAGCCUCUUUUCUCCUCCAUUUCUUUCACCAAUUCUUCAUCCAUUUUUCAUCACCUAUUUUCCAACUGUCGUAUAGACUCUCAGCUGAUAGAACUGUCACACCACGAUCCAAUCUCGCCUCGCCACAACCCCAACCAUGGCGCGCUUCCGCGUCCCAUUCUCCUCGCUGCCCGUCCCGGAACCCCUGCGUGCCCUCCCGGCGCCGACGGUCCGCAUCAUCACCCUCCUCCUCGCCGUCAACGUCCUCAUUUGGGCCGUCGCCGGCGUCAUUCUGCACUUCCACCCGGCCCUCGCGCCCCCCGCCGCCCUCUCCUUCGUCCUCGGCCUGCGCCACGCCCUCGACGCCGACCACAUCUCGGCCAUCGACCUCACGACCCGCCGCCUCAUCGCCUCGGGCCAGCGCCCCGUCACCGUCGGCACCUUCUUCUCCCUCGGCCACAGCACCGUCGUCAUCGUCACCUGCGUCGUCGUCGCCGCCACCAGCGGCGCCCUGAGGGACCGCUUCGACGGCUUCGCCCGCGUCGGCAACAUCGUUGGCACCGCCGUUAGCGCCGCCUUCCUGCUGCUGCUGUGCGCCGGCAACGGCUGGGUGCUGUACAAGCUCGUCAGGAGGCUGCGAGUCGUCCUGGACGAGGAGAGGGGGGGCAGGAAGAGGGGGGCCGCGGUGCAGGGCCACGAGGGGCCGGCUGGGGAGGAGCAGGACGAGGGCAACGCGGCGAUGGAUCUGAAGCUCGAGGGCGAGGGGUUCCUGGCGUCUGUCUUCAGGAAGGUGUUUCGCGUCGUCGACCGGCCGUGGAAGAUGUUUCCUCUCGGGAUCCUCUUCGGGCUGGGGUUCGACACGAGUUCCGAAAUUGCCAUCCUCGGCCUGUCGAGCGUGCACGGCGCCCAGGGGACGAGCAUCUGGCUCAUCCUCAUCUUUCCCAUUCUUUUCACCGCCGGCAUGUGCCUCCUCGACACCACCGACGGCGCCCUCAUGAUGGCCCUCUACACCUCCAAGGCCUUCUCGCGCGACCGCGUCGCCAUCCUCUACUACUCCAUCGUUCUCACGGGCAUCACCGUCUUCGUCUCGGCUUUCAUCGGCGUCAUCCAGGUCCUGUCCCUCGUCGCCAACGUCGCCGAGCCCGAGGGCCGCUUCUGGGACGGCGUCGACGCCAUCGGCGACCACUUCGACGUCAUCGGCGGCAGCAUCUGCGGGCUUUUCGUCGUCGUCGGGCUCGGGUCCGUGCUGGUAUACCGCCCGUGGCGGAGGAGGGUCGAGAAGCGCAGCGAGGAGAGGGCGGUGCUCGUACCCGAAGAGGAGAGGGGCUUGGGUACGGGUGCGGGUGCGGGCGCCGGGUCGAGUUACGGUACUGUCGCGGCUGGGGGGCCAAUUUUGAAAAAGGGGCCUGUUGCCAGCGAGGCGACUGUGCAGGAGUAGACAUCACGUAGCGUUGAGACAUCAUAGAAGAGCAAGAGAAUACACCAGGGAAGGAUAAAUGCGCAAAUGCGCAUGGUUCGUUGGGAAAGCUGACGAAAAGGGGGAGACUUUGCUGUGCAACUCAUGUUUGAUUUGAUAGAACACUGGACCACGAUGGCGACGAGAGCCGUCGCGUCUAGACCUUCUUAGUCCAAGGCAUAUAUAUACAAGCAUAACCACAAGCAGGCCGUCUGCUUCGUGACGC
This is a messenger RNA of Colletotrichum destructivum, 1733 nucleotides long. RefSeq names its product Putative nickel/cobalt transporter, high-affinity. The record is from RefSeq and is a predicted model, not a curated record. The transcript has 2 exons. Gene Ontology annotation, molecular function: nickel cation transmembrane transporter activity. NCBI's taxonomy places the organism in Eukaryota, Fungi, Ascomycota, Sordariomycetes, Glomerellales, Glomerellaceae. Gene Ontology annotation, cellular component: plasma membrane. The coding region runs from base 209 to 1489 and encodes 426 amino acids. Gene Ontology annotation, biological process: nickel cation transmembrane transport.